Messenger RNA from Achroia grisella, 1440 nucleotides. RefSeq names its product N-alpha-acetyltransferase 60 (gene Naa60). The coding region runs from base 142 to 924 and encodes 260 amino acids. The transcript is spliced from 7 exons. Gene Ontology annotation, cellular component: Golgi membrane. Gene Ontology annotation, molecular function: histone acetyltransferase activity; protein-N-terminal amino-acid acetyltransferase activity. The record is from RefSeq and is a predicted model, not a curated record. Lineage: Eukaryota; Metazoa; Arthropoda; Insecta; Lepidoptera; Pyralidae. Gene Ontology annotation, biological process: N-terminal peptidyl-methionine acetylation.
UUGUAAGAAAAUCUUAUCACUAUCAGUGCGAUUUUAUUAAAAUAAUCUUUAUUCUUUAUUUUGAUUUGUAUAGUUAGUUAGUGGUCAUGAUAAUUUACUAGUGGAGAGGAUUGUACAUAGUAUUAAUGGCCAAAUUAUCGAAUGGCUGGGUUCAGCUGGUACCUUUCUGAGGGCUUUCAAGUGAUAAUAGAGAAGUCGAAAGAUGCAAAAUGCAGCCUAACAGAUGUGCAGUUGCGUUUCUUGUGCCCUGAUGACUUGGAGGAGGUGAGGUCCCUAUGUAGAGACUGGUUUCCAAUAGAAUAUCCACAGUCGUGGUAUGAGGAUAUCACGUCAUCAGAGAGAUUCUUUGCUCUCGCUGCAGUCUACAAGUGUCAGAUCAUAGGCCUAAUAGUUGCAGAGAUUAAGCCUUAUUUAAAAUUGAAUGCUGAGGACAAAGGAAUAUUGUCAAGAUGGUUUGCAUCAAAGGAUACACUUGUUGCAUAUAUCCUCUCUCUAGGUGUGGUCCGUGCAUACCGCCGUUCAGGCGUAGCUACCAUGCUGUUAGAUGUGCUGAUAAACCACCUAUCGGGACCAGUACCGCAGCCUCCCCACGAGCACAAAGUUAAAGCAAUAUUCCUACAUGUACUCACAACCAAUUCGGAAGCCAUAUUUUUCUAUGAGAAGAGAAGAUUCCGACUACACUCAUUUCUGCCAUACUACUACUCUAUAAAGGGGCGAUGUAAAGACGGGUUCACAUACGUGUACUAUGUGAACGGGGGACACGCACCGUGGGGUCUAUACGACUAUGUGAAGUACGUGGCACGGGCGGCGUGGCGCGGCGGCGGACUAUACCCGUGGCUGUGGGGGAAACUACGCACCGCGCUCACCAUAGCCUGGCACAGAUUAAUUACAUUACCAUGUCGAUCAGCGUACUACAAUGUGUGAAAUGGACAAUGUGUACCCGCACUUAGAAAUUCCCACAAAACUUAGAGGUGCAGUCUAUAAGCAGUGAUUUACACGAGAGAAUUUUAAAGAAUAUCACUACAUUAAUUAAUUUAUGUAUGUGCACCACAAAUUUUGACAUGAAGCCAUUUUGUCACAAUAGAAUGCCAUUGUAUAAGCUUAGAACAAACGAACCCCAAAAAAAUAAUACUCGUUUUAUGUCACCUAUAUUUUGUAUGUUUAUUUUUAUUUUAUAAAAUGCUAAUUUACAAUAUUGUUCUCACUGUAGCCCGUGUUUAUACGACAUGGUUGAGAUGGGUACAAUUUAUACAAUGCAUCCUAUUAUGUCAAUUUGGCUUUCAACAAAAUACAGACAGAGGUAUUUGUGAUAAUUUUUAGUACUCAAAGCUUUAAAUUAAAAUACAUAUUGUAAUUUUUCGUGAUUAAUCGAAUAUAUCGAGACACUUUAGUUGCGAUUAGAAUAUGAUAUUUGAACAAAAUAUUCGUUUCAUAACGCAU